Messenger RNA from Aspergillus costaricaensis CBS 115574, 1299 nucleotides. RefSeq lists its product as uncharacterized. The coding region runs from base 1 to 1299 and encodes 432 amino acids. The record is from RefSeq and is a predicted model, not a curated record. The transcript is spliced from 6 exons. Lineage: Eukaryota; Fungi; Ascomycota; Eurotiomycetes; Eurotiales; Aspergillaceae.
AUGAAGUCUUUUAGCUUUUUCAAAGUUCUAGAUGCUGAGACCAUUGCAAACAGCACUUCUGUGACAUUUUCUGAUGCUUGCCUAACUGCUUUGCAGGGCACUGUCAACUGCAACAGCAGCUUGGUGAAUAUUGCCGCCGCAGAUGAUGUUUAUGACAUUAACAAUAAUACAUACGCCUACCUUUGCACCGAUAGCUGUGGUUCAUCUCUGGAAUUAUAUCACAAUACCGUCUCAUCUGCUUGUGCUGGCCAGGAUGAGGUUUGGAGUGGAUAUCCGGCGACAUAUUUUGGAGAUAUGUACUGGGCAAGCUACAAUCUGUCUUGUUUGGCAGAUCCCACCUCCGGGGCGUCAUGCAUUGAGUUAUACCGGCUUCUCCAAAAGACUCCAUAUUCAUACUACGAUUCCGAGAUGGCAUCCGAUUGGUCUUCUAUACAAAGUCUUUGCAACGUCAGUUAUCCAACAGACGUCCCAAAAAAUCCCACCAAUGUCACUGAUAUUGCCGGAUUUGCGCCUGCAAGCUAUACUUCGCCAACAUGUUUGUCAGAAGCGACGUACACGGUUAUUUCAGGGGAUAAUUGCAUUGCUAUUUCGCAAGCGCAAAAUGUUUCCACUGGGACACUUAUCUCACUCAAUAACUUGCUCCCCGAUUGUUCUAACCUUGACGGUAACCCAACCCAACCACUCAGCGCACGGCCACAUAUGUCGCUCCAAAUAUCUGGAGACACUUGUGAAAGCAUCUGUAAUGAAGCAGGCAUCACCUUCGUCCAAUUAACCUCCUGGAACCCGACCAUCAACAGCUACUGUUCCAACCUGAUAGCUCGGCAAGCCGUUUGUGUCGGGCAGGCAGGAACAACAUGGACUGGGACAACCAUUCCCGGCGCUUCAGCCACUCAAACCGGCCAACCUUAUGGGACCACAACCGACUGCGGCCAUUAUUACGUUGUGCAAAAUGGAGACGACUGCAGCCUCGUCGCGCUCAACAAUACCAUCACAGUCAGUCUGUUUGAGGCGAUCAACCCAUCAAUCAAUGCUGGAUGUACCAACUUGGUUCCUGGGUUGGCUUAUUGUGUGCGUCCAGUGGCAAACUGGAACAGCACCAACGCGACUACAACUACGACGGCUUCCUAUAGUGAGUAUGGAAUUACUUUUACGCAGUUGCAGGCCUGGAACUCGAAUUUAAAUUCGACGCGUGGAAAUCUCAUUCUGGGGGAUGCAUACUGUGUGGAUGGACCAAGAAAUGUCUUAUGUACCAGCGGGAUUGCUUCUGCGACGGCGGUUUCGACGGCGCUGAAUCUUUGA